CAAAGGGCGAGUCACCUGAACACAUAGCAGACAGAAGGAAUAAUACCAUGCACACUACGCGUGACGUCUCACAUUAAGUACAAAAUGGCCAGACGAGGAGCGAACUGGCAACAUCCGACGACAAGGUCGCUCAGAUGUCUCGGGGUAAGCCACGAGAUCGAUUGUCGCCAAGGGCAGAUCAUUUCAGAAACCAGGCUGCGACAGGCUUGGACAGUUGAGGCAGACAUUUGCUCCAUAUAAAGUUGAGCAUAAUCACAAUCUCGGAACAGCAGACGUUAAAGGCCUCUGCACGUAAGCUUCGGUGGGAGCAGCUAUGGAUAGCCACGCAUCUUUGUGAUAGUAUCGUCGAGAAUUUCCAGGGACAAAACGAAACACGAUGGCUGACGUGGAGAAGAUAUCGCCCCGUAAAAGUCCACGCCGUACGCGAGGUUUCCGGCGUAACAACAGCGUAGCUCCUCUAGGUAUCGACCAAGAGAAAGGACUAGCAAGGACCAUCUGUAUGACCGAUUUGUCUUCAGAGAGGGGAAAGCAGCUCCAGAUUGCCCGUACAAGUCUUGUCUGCGCCUUGUCAUGUCUUGCUCUCAUCCUCUCUUCUCUCGUGGAUGUUCAACAUUUCACUGAUUUGGAUUUUUGGCAGCGCGCGACGCACACUGCUCUCACCAAUGCAACAGAGGAGGAGGCUUUGGCCCACACCCUGCACGUCGAAGCGGGCCUGGUGGGCUUUGGGAAAGCCUGGCACCAAAAUUGCGCCAAUAAUUCAAAUGAUUCCGAUCGUACUUCUAGAUUUGUGGAGGAUAUCUACACCAGUUACAUCAACACAGACCAAGCUUUGCACAGAUGCAUUUCGCGCAAAGGAGUUCUCUUGAACGCUUUAAAACAACUCAAUUGGACGAAAAAGGAGUUUCUACAGACGCUCAUGGAGCAAAGAACGUUUGGUAAAUCACUUAACAAUGACACAAACUCUAUUUAUCUUUUCUACCACAAGAUCGCUUGUGCAAUUAUUAAAGAAAUGACAGAUGAGAUAACUCAGAACAAUUUAAUAAACGCUGAUUUAUUCCUUAGUUAUGACUCACUGACGCAAUCGAAACACUUCUUUAGUAAAGAAAGAUAUUUCGGAGCUCUAUCUUUUUUAGAUUCCGAUAUUUUUAUAUCCGAUUUUUCAGCAUCAGGCGCGAUAGGUGAUGCUUUCCUCGCACAUGCGUUGAGUAUUAAUAGCGACAUUAGUUUUAAUGUUGGAAGUGGUUCUUUGGAUACAGUUAAACAGUUUACACUGAUGAAAGAGACAAUCAAGAAUGAUAAAAGUGUGUGCAAUUUGACGGGGGCGAUGCAGUGGUUUCGGGUCACAACGGAUUACCAAGAAAUAUUGUGGGAUAUUCAACGGGACCUCAGAGCGAAAACCAUCGAGAAUCUGGCCGAGGAAAUGCACGCAACGGCCCGUCUACUCGCCCUGGAAUUCGUGGUGACGAUCCUCGUGGUGGUCUCUUUCCCAGUCCUGUUGUACUCGGCCUGCAGCAUGACCGGCUGGAUUCACGACUACGCCAGCCGUCUGAGGGGUAAGACUUUGGAGUUACGGCAAGAAAAGUUGGUGGUGGAGGGUCUGCUUUACCAAAUGCUGCCCGCUACCGUGGCCAAUCAGCUGAGAGAGAGGCGACAGGUGCACGCCGAGAGUUUCGACAGUGUCACCAUCUUCUUCUCUGAUAUCGUGGGCUUCACCUCCAUCUCGGCUCAGAUAACUCCUUUGCAGGUUGUUGACAUGCUGAACCAUUUAUACACGUGCUUCGAUUCCCGCAUCGAUAUCUACGACGUGUACAAGGUGGAGACGAUAGGCGAUGCGUACAUGGUGGUCAGUGGCUGCCCUGAGCGUAACGGGGAGAAACACGCUGGGGAGAUUGCUACGAUGGCGAUAGAUCUACGCAGUGCUAUCAAACAGGUGCAAGUCCCGCACGAUCCUACGCGUAAACUGCAGCUGAGGAUCGGCAUCCAUUCAGGACCGUGUGUGGCGGGAGUCGUUGGGUCCAAGAUGCCGAGGUAUUGUCUGUUUGGAGACACCGUCAACACUGCCUCACGGAUGGAAUCCAACGGUUUACCCAAUAAGAUCCACGCAAGUGACGUCACAUACGCAGCUCUCUCCAAAGACGCGUCCUAUGACUUGGAGAGUCGAGGAGAGAUUACUAUCAAGGGAAAAGGAACGAUGAACACGUACUGGCUGAAUGGUCGUAAGGGUUACGGUGAGGCUAACGACAGUAUGGUCUGCAAAGUGGACUUUGCCAAAAUGAGGGCCAAGCGCAAGGCUGCACAGGAGGCUAAGAAGGCAGCAGAGGAGGCAAAGCGACUGGAGGAGGAGGCUGGCAAACAAACUGAACAGGAUACACAAGCCGAUGGGCAUGCCGCGGUAGAAAAUGGGGAGGUUAUAGAAGCGACUGAUGUGAAGGCUACCGGUGAUGAUGCAGAAGCAACGGUAAGACAUGGAGAUGGAACUGAGGAGACUAGCUUACGGCAAGAUGAGAACAAUGCAGAAACGGCGGACAGAGUGACUCGAGCGGAGGCUACGAAUCAAGUUCAAGAGACAAGUGAACAAGAUGAGGUUAUGAAACAUGAUGAGAGAUAACAAAAGACAACAUCGCGGAAGAUGCGCAUUUGAUUGCAGCAAGGAAAAAGAAUCAGACGAUGACGCGAUUUGGACAAUUUGGAUUUUUGAUUUAAGUUUUAAUAAGCUGCAUGCGUAUGAGUUAGAAAACACAAUUAUAAUAAAAACGAUUAUUGUUAUGAUACAAUUCCUACAACUGUCUUCGUUUAUUUGAGACAUGUAACACAAUAGUCUUUGUCCAAGCCUGAAAACAAACGGUCCGUAUCCCAAGCAAGCACAAUUAAGUCACCCUGGCUUAGAGGGCGCUAGUAUACACAAUGAAUCGAAAUUCAGUCUUGGCAACCGUGGACCUGAUAAAUUCCGAGCAUAAUUAUUACAUCACGCCCUCGCAUGGCUGCAUUCGAGAAAAUCAAAAUCCAGUCUUGCACUAAGAC
Messenger RNA from Patiria miniata (bat star), 3021 nucleotides. RefSeq lists its product as uncharacterized. The transcript is spliced from 5 exons. Bases 377 to 2608 code for a protein of 743 amino acids. The record is from RefSeq and is a predicted model, not a curated record. Gene Ontology annotation, molecular function: guanylate cyclase activity; peptide receptor activity. NCBI's taxonomy places the organism in Eukaryota, Metazoa, Echinodermata, Asteroidea, Valvatida, Asterinidae. Gene Ontology annotation, biological process: cGMP biosynthetic process; receptor guanylyl cyclase signaling pathway; intracellular signal transduction.